GGAAUGAUCCACAUCGAGAUUGUGAUAUAAUUUUAUCAUUCUUCAAGUAUUUGAUAACACGAUGGGGUAUGGAACUGAAUCGAAGGGAUGACGAAGAAAAGAAAAGUCCAGCAGGUAAACUACAGGCAAGUAUUCACAAGCAGACAGUGAUGAAUUUGAGGCCUUUAUUGAAUUCGUUGGAAAACCAUUCAUGCAAUAAUGAUAUUCGCCACCACUUGACCAAUAUUUGCAGGUUACUGAUUAUUGACAGAAACUACAUCCUAGCAAACAAUGCAUAUAUGACUAUGGCAAUUGGAAAUGCACCGUGGCCCGUGGGAGUUACACGAUCAGGUAUCCAUCAGCGUCCAGGUUCAGCGAAAGCUUAUGUAUCAAACAUUGCUCAUGUGCUAAACGACGAAACGCAGAGGAAGUACAUUCAAUCGUUUAAGAGGUUAAUGACCAGGAUGCAAGAAUAUUUCCCCACUGAUCCCUCAAAAUGUGUUGAAUUUGUUCGACCGUCAU
Messenger RNA from Cooperia oncophora, 501 nucleotides. Lineage: Eukaryota; Metazoa; Nematoda; Chromadorea; Rhabditida; Trichostrongylidae. The record is from the annotation of a GenBank genome assembly.